Messenger RNA from Arthroderma uncinatum, 1824 nucleotides. RefSeq names its product nuclear prelamin A recognition factor-like protein. Lineage: Eukaryota; Fungi; Ascomycota; Eurotiomycetes; Onygenales; Arthrodermataceae. The coding region runs from base 1 to 1824 and encodes 607 amino acids. Gene Ontology annotation, biological process: iron-sulfur cluster assembly. Gene Ontology annotation, cellular component: cytosolic [4Fe-4S] assembly targeting complex. The transcript is spliced from 2 exons. Gene Ontology annotation, molecular function: 4 iron, 4 sulfur cluster binding. The record is from RefSeq and is a predicted model, not a curated record.
AUGAGCGCAAUUCUUUCUGCGGAUGAUUUGAACGAUUUCAUUUCACCUGGCGUCGCAUGUAUAAAGCCGGUUGAAACGCUUCCAAAGAAGCAGGAGGAGAACCCGUAUGAAGUUACGACAGAAGAUAAGCUUGAAGAACAGAAUCCACCGCCCGCGCAGAUUUCUCUCACGGAUUGCCUAGCUUGCUCAGGAUGUGUUACUUCCGCCGAGGCCGUAUUAGUUUCGCUCCAGUCGCAUGCAGAAGUUUUGAACACGCUUGACGCCAACCCCGAGAUUCGGCUUGGUGGCGAGGACGCUGGAGAUGGGAAGAUAUUUGUCGCCAGUGUUAGCCCGCAGGUCCGGGCUAGCUUGGCUGCAACAUAUGGAAUUUCAGAGAGGAAGGCGGGAUACAUGAUUGAGCAGUUCCUCAGUGGACCACACGGGUUGAGAGCUGGAGGCCAACACGGAAGCGGAUUUACAUGGGUGGUCGACACCAAUAUCAUGCGCCAGGUGGUUUUGGAACUCAGCACGGCCGAGGUUACGGAAUCACUAGCUGCGUCGACUUCUACAACUCAAGACCCUGAAAACAAAUAUACGAUUCCCAACCGGCCUAUUCUCUCGUCGUCGUGUCCCGGAUGGAUUUGCUACGCGGAAAAAACCCAUCCACACGUCCUACCUCACCUAUCACGCCUAAAAUCACCACAAGCGUUGACUGGAACGUUCCUAAAAACUAUAAUAAGCAAGAAACUGAAUAUAUCACCAUCGAGGAUAUGGCAUCUCGCCAUAAUGCCUUGCUUCGAUAAGAAGCUCGAGGCAAGUCGACAGGAACUGACGGACGUUUCAUGGAAAGGCGAAUCGAACAGCAUAGGCGAACCUAGCUCACCCGUCAGAGAUGUUGACUGCGUCAUAACCUCCAAGGAAUUACUCAUGCUCGCAUCUUCCCGAAACAUCAGCCUUCCAUCUCUCCCACUCGAGCCACUACCAGCUCACCUGUCCCCUUUCCCAGACCAGAGGAUCGCCCAGUUUCUUUCUGAAAACAGCCUCCACUCAAUACAACCGUCUGCCGCUGGCCCAUCAGGCGGAUACCUCCAUCACCUCCUAACAACAUAUCAAUCUCGUCAUCCGAACAGCCACAUUCAAGCCCAACGAGGCCGUAACGCGGAUGUGGUCGAAUAUACCCUCGUCUCAGAAUCAGGCGAUCCAAUUAUCAAGGCAGCUCGGUACUAUGGAUUCAGAAAUAUUCAGAAUCUAGUGCGAAAAUUAAAGCCAGCUCGAGCAUCCAGGCUCCCUGGUUCGCGAACUAUAGCUGCAAACGCCAACGGAACAAGAGCACGGCCAUCCCCCCUGGGAAACGGGAGGGCCGGAAGCGGAAAUCCUAGAACCGCUCAGCCUGGAACUCCUGCACCGCCGUCAGAAUUCGCAUAUGUUGAAGUCAUGGCUUGUCCUGGCGGCUGUACCAAUGGCGGAGGCCAGAUUCGGAUUGAGGACGCUAGAGAGGUCAAUUCGUCAUUAUCUGGUGAGGAAGGCGUAUGGCAGGGCCAAAAGUCGACGCCUCAGGAUCAGAGAGCCUGGCUUGCUCGUGUCGAUGAAGCGUAUUAUUCUGAUUCCUCAGAGGAUGGUGUUGAUGGUAAUCAGUCUACUACGCGGGGAAACGUAUCAUCAUCAGACGAGAUACAUUCCAUGCUGAAGUAUUGGUCUGAUCUGACGGGCGUGUCUCUCGAGGACCUCGUUUAUACCACCUACCGCAAAGUGGAGAGCGAUGUAGGGAAGAAGAAGGGUCCGGCUGGAGGCAUGGACACGGCUCGAGUUGCUGAGCUAGCUGGUAAGGCUGGCGGUGGAUGGUAG